CAUCUAACAGCUUUACGUCUAUUUUGGAGGCUGAUUAAAAAUGGAGUAGAGCUUACAGGUACACAUACAAACACGAUAGCUUUAUCCUCAUCUUUUUACAUUAACGGGUUGUUAUUUGAUAGGAAGUCAGUAACUCCUGCAAAAUGACAGAAGAAAAGAAGUCGGGCCUAGGCUUCUUUUCGAGCUACGACGAUUUGAGCGACAGCAGCGGUGGCAGCGACUCCGACCAGGAGGAAGACAGUCGCAAGAAGAAGCAGGGGACAGACGGUCCGGGAAACGGGGCUCAGUCCUCCAAACAAGGGACCAAACGGGCCGCCGGGGGAGCACCGUUACCCAAACCUCACGAGCUCUUCGGCUCCGUGUCCAAGCCUGCUUUUCUCUACAACCCGCUGAAUAAGCAGAUAGACUGGGAGAGUCUCACGGUCAAAGCUCCAGAAGAGCCUGCCAGAGAGUUCAAGCCAUGGAAGACAAACGCCGUACCCCCUCCUGAGAGCUACGCCACGGAGCCAGAGAAGAAGAAGGGGGCUCCCCCAGGCAUGGACAUGGCAAUAAAGUGGUCCAAUGUGUAUGAGGACAAUGGGGAAGAUGCACCACAGCCUUUCUCUGGCAAUGCUCGGUUCUUACCCGCAGAGGAGGAACUCUCUGAAUCAGAUGAGGAAUCUGAUAAGCUAGACCUGUCUGCCAAGAAACGUCGAGUGGAGACCUUCCAGCAGAAGGAGAAGAGGAAGAGGGACAUGGGACAAGCAACCUCUGACAAGAAUUUCGUAGAGGAGGAGAAAAGGAUCCUCAGGCAAAAUGUUGAUUGAGGCCUAAACUCUCCUGCCACAAUGAAUCUGGUUCUAAUUUAAAUAUUUUUUAUCCGCUCACAGACUUGGGUCAAGUAGGUGGGAUAGUGCAAACAUCAUUUGACUUAUAUGUUGACAUCAUUUGUAUUAUAGUAUUUGUUUGGUUUCCAAAAGACUAUCAGCACACUUUAAAAAGAAGUAUUGUAUAUGACAGUCUCACUGUAAAAAAAAAUUACUUCAACUUAAGAACUUAGAUUCUGGUAAAUCUCUGCAGACUAUUUUCCCAAAGAAAAAUUCAGGUGUUUUACAGAGUGGAUCGUGUUUUGUAGUUUUGUUCAUCAUCCUUCGUUGUUUUUACCCACCAACUCUUUUCCAACUACACAGGGAUGAGGGCUAUCACGAGACACAGCUUUACAACGUGCACUGGGCAUUACCAAACUAGUGAUUAGCCAGGUUUGGUCCUAGUUUGGCAUCAACUUUGCUGUACUUCCAAUAUGUAGUCUAGACAGCAAGGUGAAAUGAGACUUGCCUAAACUUGCCUGUUUGCUCCUGUUUGAGUUCCUGUGUCCCUGGGCCUUUGCAAAGGAGUUGGUGAAUACAAUGUUAUUAUAACCAAUCAGCAUAAAGGCCAAAUUAUUUGGCUCGCUGUGACAUUUUGAAUAUACAUGAACAUUAAUGUAGUUAGUUGGCUUUGCCUCCUAUUUGCUUUAAUUAAACAGCUAAACUAACAGUGACGUCUGUAUUUGUCUUGUAUUAUACAAAAUCUAAUCACCGCUGACUUGUGGAAUAUGUGUUGUGUGAAUACAGUGACCUUCCUUUAAAAAAUGGCUGUAAAUCUGUUAAAAUUACAUUUAAAAAAAAUAAAGUUAUUCUGACUUCUUAUGGGCACUAGGUGUCGCCCUUAAGCUACACUAGAAAAUACCCUCCGUGUUUGCAGUGACGUCUUCUGCACUUUGACACUGUGGACAUGGGGCAACCAAAUUACAGCCAGGGUCUGUAUAUAUAGUGUUUGUCAGGAGGGCAGUUUAGAUCUUCAUUUUGAAAUUUUGUCUCAUCUCAGUUCUCUUAAGAUACUCAAUGCAUACAGACUUCUUUUCAGUUUCAUGUACCUUGCAUGAAACACUUGUAAAUAAAACUUCUUGCAUGUUUAGUAUUUGAAGAUGUUUGUAACAUUGUACUGUUUUAUGUACAUUUUGUUACUGCCAGCAAAUCUGCUCAUUUGGUGUAAACUGUUGUACAUGGAUCAUUUUCAAAGUUUUCAGUGUUUGUCAUAAACCACUUACCCUAGGCAAUAAAAGGUAUUUUACUGGA
Etheostoma spectabile (orangethroat darter) is the source of this 2096-nucleotide messenger RNA. It is a transcript of the gene c9h1orf52, whose product is annotated as chromosome 9 C1orf52 homolog. The record is from RefSeq and is a predicted model, not a curated record. Lineage: Eukaryota; Metazoa; Chordata; Actinopteri; Perciformes; Percidae. The coding region runs from base 144 to 806 and encodes 220 amino acids. The transcript has 3 exons.